UCUCUCUCUCUCUCUCUCUCUAUAUUUUCUAUCUCUCUUUAGCUUCAUUGCUCAAGAUAACUCUCUGGGUCAUUUUCUUUUCCUCUGUUUUCUCUCUAGUUGAAGUGUUUUUCUCUUCUAGCUCUUCAUUGCCUUGCAUAUUUGAGUUUGACUGAAAGGAUUUCUCAUGGCUAAGGUUCCCUUAUUCCCACCUAACAGUAGAAGCUAAACUCUUGCUGUUUUUAUCUUUGGCAAGGCUUUAAGCUUAAAGUCAUCAUGUAACCAAAGAGGGCAUUUCUGAAAGCAUGCAAGAUGCAGAAGUCGGUUUCUUUCUGUCUAUGCAGAUUUUCAGCAUAAUGUUACCAAUGCACUUUCUUAGCUUCUAGCUUUCUUGUCACAAGUUUCUGAGUAACUAGUUCCUUUCUGAUACAACUUUCAACAUUUAAGUGCCAAAAUGCCUAGAUCAAGGUGUAGGAGUUCAGAAAUCCCACAAAGACAAUCUCCUCGAGGUCCACAUCAGCUUAGGUCAUCAAGCUCUGAUUCAGAUCCUCUGCAUCAUCGACCAAUUACUGACCGUAGUAGUCCCAGGCUAGGAGAUCGUCGUUCUCCAAGAGGUGCUCCCCAGUCAGAUCCACUGAAUCAGAAGAAGCUUGGCACUCGCAUUGCAGAUUUAGAAUCUCAACUGGGGCAAGCACAAGAAGAGCUAAAGAAUCUGAAAGACCAGUUGGCUUCAGCCGAAGCUGCAAAGAAAGAAGCUCAAGAAGAACUGGAAAAGAAGACUAAGAAGCCAAAAGCUCCAGAACCUGUUGAAAUCCGUGAAAAGAGUUCUUCAUCAAAAACUCUAGAUUCUAAGAAAAUGGACAGCAGCCUCAGAGAUGAAGUUCCUGAAGAUAAUGAACAAGAAACUGAUGUUUUUGAAGUCCCGGUGGAAAAAGUAACAAUUGAACCUAAGGUGGAAGUUGACCAAGUUGAUCAAGUAGAAAAAGAAACCAAAGCAAUGGAAAUAUCAACUGAACCACCAGCAGUAUUGGAGCCAGAGAAACCAUCUUUCCAUGACUUGGCUUUGAAAGAUGAUGAGAUAAAUAUGCUAAAAUCCAAGCUCGAUGAGAAAGAAAAAGAGCUUGGGGUGUUUGCUCAAGAAAAUGAGGGCCUGAAAAAGCAGCUGAAUGAAGUGACCUCAAAUGUUUCAGCAGCUAAAACCAGAGAAGAGGAAAUGGCCUCGAGGUUGAGACAAGUAGGAGAGGAGCUGGAAGCAAGGAAAACAAAUGCAGCUCAACUGAAGGAAAAGCUCCAAGCUAUGGAAGGACAAAAGGAAGCAUUGGAAGCAGAGAUGAAGAAGCUAAGGGUGCAGACGGAACAGUGGAGAAAAGCAGCAGAUGCUGCAGCAGCUAUUCUUUCUGGAGGUGUGGAAAUGAAUGGGAGGAUUUCAAAUAGGUGUAGCUCAAUGGAUAAGCAUUUUGGUGGUGUGUUUGAGCCUCCAGCUGGUGGAUAUGCAGCUUAUGUUGGUUCACCUGGUUUGUGUGAUGACAUGGAUGAUGGUUUUGGAAGUGGAAAGCGUAAAGGCUCUGGAAUUAAAAUGUUUGGAGACUUGUGGAAAAAGAAAAGCCAGAAGUAAAACUUUAGUCUCUGAAGUAUGCCAAAGUGUGUUAUACCUAUUCUUGUACAAUGGUUGUGAAAUGGCUGCUCGACAUUUCACCUUUUGAUGGUCAAGUGUUUCAAUCGUUGCAGCAGUUUGGCCAUCUCAUCCUCAGUAGGAAGUAGGCUUCUGCUAUUUAAUGUAAACCAUUAAGGAUGAUCUUAAUAUGGUGUAGUGUUAUUUAUGGGUUAGGUCUGGAGAAAUCUGUGAUAGAAGGGGCAUUUCUUGAAGCCCUGUGUAAAACCGAGGUUCCAUCAUCUAUGUGUUAUUCCUUUUAAAAUGUGGCUGUGUUCUUAUUUUGCAGAAUUUGUUUUGAGCUCA
This is a messenger RNA of Theobroma cacao (cacao), 1936 nucleotides long. It is a transcript of the gene ICR1, whose product is annotated as interactor of constitutive active rops 1. NCBI's taxonomy places the organism in Eukaryota, Viridiplantae, Streptophyta, Magnoliopsida, Malvales, Malvaceae. The record is from RefSeq and is a predicted model, not a curated record.